This is a messenger RNA of Perognathus longimembris pacificus (Pacific pocket mouse), 756 nucleotides long. It is a transcript of the gene Abracl, whose product is annotated as ABRA C-terminal like. The record is from RefSeq and is a predicted model, not a curated record. Gene Ontology annotation, biological process: regulation of actin filament-based process. The coding region runs from base 158 to 403 and encodes 81 amino acids. The transcript has 3 exons. Lineage: Eukaryota; Metazoa; Chordata; Mammalia; Rodentia; Heteromyidae.
CACGGCUCCUCCUCCUCGUCCCCUUCCACAGCCUCUCUGCCGGCCUCGGCGCCUCCUUCUCCAGGCCCUUCCUCCCCAGUGCCUUGAGGAAACCCGGGUGCACACCGACGCGGCCCAGCUCUUCAUUCGGAAAAGACCGGGAAGCGGAGCGGCAGCAAUGAAUGUGGAUCAUGAAGUUAACCUCUUAGUGGAGGAAAUUCAUCGUUUGGGCUCAAAAAAUGCUGAUGGACAGUUAAGUGUGAAAUUCGGAGUCCUCUUCAAUGAUGACAAAUGUGCCAACCUCUUUGAAGCAUUGGUGGGAACUCUCAAAGCUGCAAAACGAAGGAAGAUUGUUACCUACCCAGGAGAGCUCCUUUUGCAAGGUGUUCAUGAUGAUGUCGACAUUAUAUUGCUGCAAGAUUAAGGUGUUUCCAUAGCUUUGUGUAUUGCUGGGUUUCGUUUUCAUUUUUGUUUCUUGUAAACUGGAAUAAGUCAAAGGACCAGCCUGCGGUUACAUAAUGUAUUUUUAUAGAAUUUUGAAAACAAAUGGGAACUCAUAUUUUAGAAGUCUUUUUUUUUUUAACAUCUUGAAAAGGGUGAUGUUUACCUAGUAUAAAAUAAACAAAUCCUGUUAUUUUCCUCAGCAAAAGUUGACUGGAAGAUGUAGUCAAUGAAGCUGUUUUGUUCUUUUUUUUGCUGGUCCCGGAUCUUGAACUCAGGGCCUGGGUGCUGUUCCUGAGCCUCUUUGUGCUCAAGCCUAGUGCUCUACCACUUGGG